Molecule: messenger RNA, 3030 nt
Organism: Nestor notabilis (Kea)
Lineage: Eukaryota; Metazoa; Chordata; Aves; Psittaciformes; Psittacidae
Product: nucleolar and coiled-body phosphoprotein 1-like
Exons: 17
Source: RefSeq, a predicted model, not a curated record
AAGCUGCUCCCUUCCCUCUCGGCGUCUCUCGAGGACAUCUUUACCCACUGGGAAAAAACUCCCUCGAAUUCCAGGAGAAGAAAGGUGAGUGAUGAUGAGGAAGCCAUCCCUGAAAAGAUCAGAGUUCCUGAUCCUGUGAGCAGCUCUGAGAGCUCAGAGAAAGAAGAGGACGAGAAAGAGAAGGCAAAAGCUGCAAAUGCAGUCAGCCUUCCUCUGGCCACCAACUCGGGAGUGAAUGUAGAAAGCAGUGAAGAGGAUGACUCCUCAUCAGAAGAGGAGACACCAGCUGGAAAAGGUGCAGUUGCGGUGACACCAGCUGUGGUGAGUGGCAAAGCUGCCACCAACUCCCUGCACUCUCCCAACAAACCCACUGCCCCGACAGGCAAAGCAGCUGUGCCCUCUGCUGCAGACAGAACUGUGGUCUCAAAUAAACAGCAGCCCAAUGCAGCAGCUGCAUCUCCAGCCAAGGCUGGGCAGAAGCUGCCUGGUCCUGGGAAGCCUGGACAUCCCACAACAGCCACGACCAAAGCAGGUCAAAGCAAAGCACCAGUAACGACCAAAGCACCGGAAAGCUCCAGCAGCAGCAGCAGCGGCAGCAGCUCCUCAUCAGAGAGUGAGGAGGAAAAAGAGACACCGGCUGUGAAGGGCCCAGCGCCCAGAGUGGAGGUGAAGCAGGCAGCUGGGGCUGCUGAGAGCAGCAGUGAGGAAUCAAGUGAUGAGACGUCCUCCGAGGAGGAGCUUGCAACUCCAGUGGUCCAGGCAAAAGCAGCUGUGAAAACAGUGCCGGUUAAUGCAGCGCCUGUGAAAAGUGCACCUGUACCUUCCGUGUCCCUCAGGAGGAUUGCAGUGAGGCAAACAGCAGUGACACCAACCCAGGCCAAACCCGCAGCCACAACGGUUCCUACAACGGUUCCUGGGGCUGCGAAGCCCGACGACACAUCAGAGAGCAGCGACUCAUCCGACAGUGAAGAUGAGGAACUUCCAUCAGUAACCCAAACAAAGCCACCUCCAAAAUCCAACCAGGCCGUCCCGUCUCCAGUGAAACCUACACCAGCAGCGUCUCUCUCUGGCAAAGCAACUCCAGCAAAAACACUUCCACUCUCCCAAGGGAGGCCAGCACCAAAGCCAGCAGUGCCAAAGCAGGCCAAAACCACACUGGGAAGGACUGCUGCUCCCACAAAGCCUGCUGAAAGUGCAAAGCCAGUGGAGAGCUCUGACUCUUCAGGCAGCGACGAGGAGGAUCAUCCUGUGCCUGUCAGCCAGAAGAGGUUAACGGAACAGCCUGCCCCUGUUCCCAACCUGAACCAGGCUGCUAAAGCAGUGGGAAGCACCUUGAAAAGCCAGGCCUCGGGAAGUGGGAGCAGUGACUCUUCUGACAGUGAAGAGGAGUCCCCUGCAGCACCGACACAGCCUCUGCAAGCUGUGAAAACCAAUGCUGUGCCCCAGCCAGCAAAUGUAAAGAAGGCGCCGGCUCCAGCAGCAGCCCCAGUCCCUCCACCUGCGGAGAGCAGCGAUGAUUCCAGCGAGGAGUCAGAUUCAGAGGAGGAAAUAGUCCCCCCUUCUCAGAUUCUGUCCCAGCAGAACAUCAAAGCAGCCCAGGUUUUGAGCGCAGUGGCUGCUAAGGCUAAUGCCACGCUGCCUCCAGAGAAGGGGAUAAAAGCUCCUGCUGUUCCUCCAGUUAUCAGCGUGUCCGAGAGCUCCAGUAGCGAUUCCUCAGAUGAAGAGGUGGUGCCAGAAAAGGUCCCCACUGCUUCUAGCCUGAAGCAGACGGUUCCUGUGGGAAAAGCUGCCCCAGCCAGUGCUGCCACGCCACAGGCUGCUCCGAACCCAGGCCUGCAGCCAGCACAGAACACCCGCCUGGACCAGGCUGUGCCACCUGCCCAGGCAGAGGAGACCACAGACAGCGGCAGUUCCUCAGACAGCAGCGACGAGGAGGCACCCAAGCAGCCCCCCAAACCUGGCUCACUGCAGAAACCAGGAGGCACCCAAGCAGCCCACAGCUCCUCCUCAGAGUCCAGUGAGGAGGAGGAGGAGGAGGCAGCAGCAUCACAGUCCCUCCUCACAGGCUAUUCGGGCACCCCCAGGACCCCAGCAACACCCCAGACACCAAAGACCGUUCCCCUCCAGGCUGUGGGCAAAGCAGGGCAAGCGAAAGCAGCCGUGACUGCUGCCAACUCCCUCAGCAAGGCCCCUGUGAAAGCAGCCCCGGCCAACAGCUCCAGCAGUGACAGCAGUGACUCUGACACAGACGUGGACCAGGUGGCUACAAACCACAAAGCAGAGAACAACCCUCCUCCUCCAGGGCAGGAAGCCACAGGAGCCUCCAACAAAGAGAAGGUGGCAGGAAAAAUGGAGCCAGGUCAUGCCAGCCUCAAGCCUUCCCCAGUCAAGAAAGCCCUGGCUGUGAAAGAGAAUGAUGUUGGGGCAAAAGGUGCACAAAUGACCCCAGCAUCAUCUGCGCUGUUCUCCGUCCCACAAUCAGAGGAGUCAAGCUCGGGGAGUGAAACUGAGAUCGCUGCUGGCAAAGUUCCUCCAGUGCAAAAACCAGUGGAAGGGCUGGAAGGGAAGAAGAAGAAGAAAAGGGAGAAAAAAGAAAAGAAGGAAAGGAAGAAACCUUCCUCCACAGCAGACAAGGCUGUGAAAGCAUCUAAAAGCAAAGACAAAGAGAACAAGAAACAGAAAACAUCUCAGAAGCGGAAACAUCCGGGAGAGGUUGGGGCUGUUGGGCAGCCCAAGGAGAAGAAGCGGAAAGUGCCAGCUAAUGAAGAGGUACCCAAAAAGAAAAAGAAGAAAGCAGCUGGAGAGAUGGAGAAGUUGCCAGGCAGCAAGGAAAAGAAAAAAGCAGCUAAAAAAAAAAAGACUGGAAAAGAAAAGAAGAAGACCAAAAAGGUGACUUCUGAAGGGGAUCCUGUAGCAGAUGGCUCUGCUGAGGUUCACAAGAAGAAGAAGAAGAAGAAAACAGCUGAGCCUGAAGGAUUGCGAGAAGGUACAUGUCCUGUGGGGACUGUCAGUACCUCUGAGCAGCAGUAA